Molecule: messenger RNA, 144 nt
Organism: Gongylonema pulchrum
Lineage: Eukaryota; Metazoa; Nematoda; Chromadorea; Rhabditida; Gongylonematidae
Source: the annotation of a GenBank genome assembly
AUGGGUAUGACUGAAGAGGAGGUCAAAAAGAUGGCAGAAGUGCUGAUAGGAACCGCAUCUGGUUUUAACGCCGGUCUAACAAUGAAUGAAGCAGCUGACUUCCGCUUUUUUGUUCAGAAACUUCAGGAAACCGGAUUUUUCUAA